AUGAAUACCUCUCUCGGUCUCCCAAAUACCACCAAAAUGAAGUUGUCUCUCCUUACUUCCUUUGCGAUUGCACUCGCCUCUUUUGCCCGCGCUGCUGAUUCUGAAGAGCCACAGUUCCAAGUCAGAGCCGGGGAGGAUGAGGCCCCAAGAAUUCCAGGUAUGGACCCAAAAGUGGCUGCGGGUAUGACCGGUGAGUACGCCGAUCUCGGAUCGAGGCAGCCGUUCCAGUUCAAGAUCACUUACUCCAUCGAGGAGUUCCCAGAGGCGGAUGAAUCGACCGUUGUGGAAUUGUUCAACGGCGAGGAGAUCACCUUGAGCUACGAGUUCACCAACAAUGAGGAUGAGGAAGCCAGUGUCGUCGGGGUUGGUGGUUCCUUCCUUGACCCAAAGACUCAAGAGAUCGUUUCCAACAUCACCGACACCCAAUUGGGCCCAUUGAGCGUGGGUGCCAGAGAGUCUGUUGUGUUCAGACACAAGAUCAACCCUAAUUUUGAUCCGGGCAACUACGUCUUGAACCCAGUGUUGUACGUUCUCUACAACAACGGGUUGAUGAUGGUGGGCUCCAGACCACAGUUUGUGUCCCUUAAGGACAGAUACGUCUCCUGGUUCAACCCGCAGUUCUUGAUGGUUAUUUUGUUCUUACUCAGCAGUACCGCUGCUGUCGGUUUCUACGGCUACCAGUUCUACCAAAGUCUGGUUGCUGCCUCCACCACCAAAAAGGCUAAGAAGACUUUCAAGGUCACCGCCAAGGCUGCGGCCUCCGGUGUUGCCAAGAAGGGCCAGUACGACGAGGCCUGGAUCCCAGAAGGCCACUUGAAAAAAACCAAGAAGUCCAACUAG
Molecule: messenger RNA, 840 nt
Organism: Babjeviella inositovora NRRL Y-12698
Lineage: Eukaryota; Fungi; Ascomycota; Pichiomycetes; Serinales
Exons: 2
Coding region: 1-840 (279 amino acids)
Cellular component (GO): endoplasmic reticulum membrane; endoplasmic reticulum
Source: RefSeq, a predicted model, not a curated record